Messenger RNA from Cucurbita maxima (winter squash), 3004 nucleotides. RefSeq names its product LRR receptor-like serine/threonine-protein kinase GSO1. Bases 23 to 2860 code for a protein of 945 amino acids. The transcript has a single exon. The record is from RefSeq and is a predicted model, not a curated record. Gene Ontology annotation, molecular function: protein binding. Lineage: Eukaryota; Viridiplantae; Streptophyta; Magnoliopsida; Cucurbitales; Cucurbitaceae.
CUUCUUUUACAUUCUUUUCAAAAUGAAGGAAGUUUCAUUUCUAUUACGUGUGUUCUCCAUGAUGGUGCUACUCCGAUUCUGUUUCUCUCGGGUUUCAGCCAUAACCUGCAUCCAAAAGGAGCGAGAGGCCCUCCUCCAAUUCAAAAAAAGUUUUGGGACGGAUCCUUUUCGUCUAUUGGCUUCCUGGAGUGGAACGAAUUGCUGUAAUUGGUAUGGUGUGGGCUGCAAUCAAACUUCGGGACAUGUUACUAUGGUUGAUCUUCGAAACAAUUGGUUAGAGUUGUCCACAUCUUUCUAUAUCCAUUAUCUUGACUCUAGUUUACUUGAGCUCAAAUACUUAAAUUACUUGGAUUUAAGUGGGAACAACUUUGAUCUUACUCAAAUCUCAAACGUGUUGGGUUCUAUGGUUGAAUUAACAUAUCUUAAUCUUUCUAACUCAAUCUUUGAUGCGAAAGUUCUUCCUCGUCAGUUGGGAAAUCUUACUAAAUUGGUUGUUCUUGAUUUAUCAAAUUAUUUCUUCUAUAACAAGUACGCUGGAUUGAAGGCACUCAAUCGCGAUGUUGAAUGGAUAUCGCACCUUUCUUCCUUGCAGUUCUUUAGCUUGUCUGGUAAGGAUCUUUCAGAGGCUUCCAAUUUAAUGCAAGUGUUAAGUUCUCUUCCGUUAUUGUCAUCCUUAAUAUUGACUGAUUGUAGCCUUCAAAACAACCAAUUGUCUUUCGGUUCCAUGAAUUCUUCGUUUCUUUCUAGAAUUCAACAUCUAGAUUUGUCUAGCAAUAACUUUCAUGGUCCAAUUCCUAAGGUUUUUCACAACAUGACUUCCUUAAAAUUCCUAGACCUUUCGAAUAAUAAGUUAACUUCCACUUCCAUUGAUGGUGGAGUUUCAUCCUUCAUACUUGGAAACAAUUGUAUCCUAAAAGCACUUGAUUUAUCGAACAACUAUGAUCUUGGUGGAGAUGUGUUUGGAAGUUAUGAAAAUGAAUCUAUGGCUUGUCGUCGAUAUGAUCUGCAAGUGCUUAAACUAGAGGGUACAUCUCUGAAAACCAAAAUUCCAGAUUGGUUAGGAAAAUUCAAAGACUUGAGGUCUCUUUCCCUUUCUUCGAGUCACAUUUAUGGUUCAAUUCCUGCUUCACUUGGCAAUUUAUCCCGACUUGAAGAUUUAGAUCUUUCAAACAAUGCUCUAACCGGAGCAAUUCCAACUUCAUUUGGAAGAUUAUUAAAUUUGAGAAUAUUAAUUCUCGAAUGGAAUAGAUUGGAGGAGUUGGGGCAGGAAUGUUUUAUCCAACUUCAAAAUUUGGAGGAGCUAGACAUAUCAAAUAACUCGCUCAAAGGCGUUCUUGAAGAAGCUCAUUUUGCGAAUCUCUCUCAGUUGAAUUUUUUAUUUAUCAGCUACAAUGAGCAUCUUUUAUUGGACGUGAAGUCUAAUUGGGUUCCACCUUUUCAAUUAAGGUUUCUUGAUGCAAGUUCAUGUAUUGGUUGUUUUCAAGGUGCGUUCCCUGAAUGGCUUCGAACACAAAAUGCAUUAGUUCGUUUGUGGUUGUACAAUACAAGUAUCUCAAGUGCUUUUCCAACAUGGUUGAGAGCUCAAAAUCUCAUCAUUUUGGAUCUUUCCCACAACCAAAUUGUGGGGCCAAUUCCUACGAGCGUGGGGGAUCAAAUGCCCAAUUUGCGAUUCUUGUAUCUCAAUCAUAAUCUUAUCAAUGAUUCUUUACCCCUCUCAUUUUGCAAGUUGAAGAUUUUGACUGAAGUGGAUCUUUCAAAUAAUGAGUUUUCAGGAAUGGUUCAAGGUUGUUGGCUGACUUCAAACUUGAUGUAUUUGGAUUUGUCUUCGAACAACUUUUCAGGAACAUUUCCAUAUUCCCAUGGAAAUCUUUCGAGGGUUGAAAUGUUGAACUUGAGAAGCAACAAGUUUGAGGGGUCCAUGCCAAGUGUCUUGAAAGAUGCUAGAGAUUUGAAUUUUUUAGAUCUUGGCAUGAAUAAAUUCUCUGGAAACAUCCCCAUGUGGGUGGGUAAUAAUCUUGGAGAUUUGAAAUGUCUGAUGCUACGAGGUAAUUUGUUCAAUGGUACCAUUCCUUCAAGUCUCUGCAAUCUCACAUGGUUAACCAAUUUGGAUCUUGCACAUAACCAAUUAGAAGGACCUAUCCCACAAAAUAUUCGCAACUUUUAUGCAAUGACAGAAAAGUUAUAUGCUGGCUUUUCCUUCUCUAGAGAGGCAGAUGUUGCCUUUUCCGAUUAUAGGGAGAAAAGUAUAAGUCAGUUCAUCAAAUCUAAUGAAUUAGAUUACACCAUGAAGCAACUAGAACGGAUGGUGAAUAUAGAUCUCUCUCAUAAUUAUUUGGUCGGUUCCAUUCCAAGUGAGAUAUCAAAGCUUAAAGAGUUGGUUGGAUUGAAUUUGUCCCACAACAAUCUAACAGGGACAAUUCCUGCUGAAAUAGGAGAAAUCGAAUCGUUGGAAUCACUUGAUUUAUCUUUCAAUCAACUUUCCGGGCCAAUUCCCAGGAGCAUAUCAAGAUUAAAUUCAUUAGGUGAUUUGAAACUAUCUCGCAACAAUCUCUCCGGAGAGAUUCCUCAAGAGGGUCAUCUUUCCACCUUCAAUGAGGCUUCAAGCUUUGAUGACAAUCCUUAUCUCUGUGGGGAUCCACUUCCAAAGAAAUGUACAACUGAGAAUUCAUUUGAGCCGUCGUUCACAAACAUCGAGAAUCAAGAUGAAGAGGAAGAUAAAUGGGAUAAGUGGUUGCUUUGUAUCGUGAUAAUACUUGGAUAUGUGGUUGGAUUUUGGGGAGUUAUUGGAGUUUUAAUGUUCAAGAGGAGUUUGCCUACGAGACUAAAGACAAGAUUCAUACAACAAUCCAAUGGAGCGUAGAAGGAUUGAAAGGAUUCUGCAUUCACAAAUGAAUAAUAGGUAAUAAAGUUCUUAUUUUAUGGUUGACAUGUUUUCAUCUUCCGUCGCUAUUGAUGUAAUCCUUACUAUCUUAAGUAUGCCAUUGUGCUUAGCUGUUUGUGCUCA